Macrobrachium nipponense is the source of this 4446-nucleotide messenger RNA. Its product is annotated as protein O-linked-mannose beta-1,2-N-acetylglucosaminyltransferase 1-like. The coding region runs from base 84 to 2426 and encodes 780 amino acids. Gene Ontology annotation, biological process: protein O-linked glycosylation via N-acetylgalactosamine. The transcript has 16 exons. Gene Ontology annotation, molecular function: beta-1,3-galactosyl-O-glycosyl-glycoprotein beta-1,3-N-acetylglucosaminyltransferase activity. Gene Ontology annotation, cellular component: Golgi membrane. NCBI's taxonomy places the organism in Eukaryota, Metazoa, Arthropoda, Malacostraca, Decapoda, Palaemonidae. The record is from RefSeq and is a predicted model, not a curated record.
CCGUCUCUCGUUCUCCAAGGUUGUGUUAGCUGCUCGUGUGCCUGGAAUAGUUGCUGAGCAUCUGCUAAUCUGACGUCCUGACUAUGACUCGCAGGAAAUUCUCAGCAACAUCGUCUGUCCUCCUCUCACUCUUAUUACUCCUCAUACCACCGGCUGACCGGUCACACGCAGGUGUUGAGUGCCGCAUGGUGAAGUUCGACCUCACCAUUGCCAUGUCACCGAGCGUGAACAUCACCAGAACCUUCGACGUCGAGGAGGAUGUGCUGACGGGUCUCAGUCUCCGAAAAGAUGACCUGGAGAGGUCUCUUGCCGUAGCUGGCGACGACGGUAAAGUUCGUGAAAUAGUCGUUGGAGACAGGCACAUUCCUCUGCACUUAAACUUAAAGAAAGAACCCGGGUCAUUUGUCUACUCCUUUCACAUGUUAAACAAGACACUGUGGACUGUGAGCGACCUUAAUUACACCACCGCCAGCAUGGAUGAUUUCAAAGAUGAUCCCACUGUAAUUCCCAUCCAAGUGUCGCUGGACUGGUCAAUGGCUCCGGAAGUGAUUCCUCGAGUAUUCACCUUCACUCUUAUGUCAGCCCCACAGGAAACAUACUUGCUAAUGGACAAUAAAACGAUCCUUCGGCAACGCGGGAUGGGUGAAAUGAUCGUGGGAAAUGUCGUCAUCAUCGUUCCAUUUGGUGGACUCUACUUAUGGGUCCUCAAUCCUUACACAGGACGAUUUACUUUCAAUAAAUACUUCAAUACUGAGGACUACUUCACGGAUCGAGAGCUGACCUCGACCCUUCAGUCUCUGAGGGAGGGGAGGGUGGCUUUGUUGACGACCUAUUACGAUGUCUCUGGUCGUCUGGAAGAGGCAUCAAAGAAAAUAUUGAGUUCUUUGGGGUCAUUCUCUGCGCAACAUCUGAAGUUUCGCGACUGCUGGGCCUGGGCAUGGUUGACUGGAGGAGGAACUCUUGGAGAGGUUCUCGUUACAAAUCAGUACGGCAUCUAUAGUCUUCCCGCCAGUUUGCAACUUGAAGUCACUUUGCCUACGUUGGAGUCCACAGGUCGCUGGUGUGAGAAGUGGCCUGCCGACGAUAAGUGGGUAAAAAGGCAGCAUUUCUGCGACGUGUAUGAUGGCUACGGUGACCUGUGUUCCUGUGAGCAUCCCUAUGAGCCAAGAACUGUCCCAAAGAUGGGCACUUGGCGCGAAGAUAUGGGAAUUGUGAUCCUAGCUGGAAACAGAACCAAAUAUUUUUACAGGCUCCUGAAACAAGUCCUAGACCAACCGGGAGUUCAUAUCGACCAUCUCUUGGUUUCGGUUGAUGGGGCGCUACUAGAGACUCUGAAGUUCCUUGAGCUCUUCCCCUUGAAGUAUAAGGUUCACCAGCCAGAGGGGACACACAAUGCCAGGAUUUCUAGGCACAUGAGGUUUGCUCUUUAUUCUGCCCUGAACAUCCUUCACUUUGACAAGUUCAUCGUCCUCGAGGAUGACCUCAUCCUUUCUCCAGACUUCUACUCGUAUAUGCAACAAACGUCCGCCAUCUUGGACAGAGACCCAACGGUGUACUGCGUCUCCGCUUAUUCCCACUUCUCGUACGAACACACAGCCUUCGACGAAUCCCGUAUCAGUCGAGUUCACUCGAUUCCGUCGUACGGAUGGAUGGUCAAGAGGUCCAUUUUGACUGAGAUCUUGCCGAAAUGGAUCCCUGAGUAUGUGCAAACAGAUUGGGAUUACUGGAUGGGAUCGGGACUGAUAAGGAAGCAGAGAGAGACCAUCAUCCCAGAGAUAUCCCGGACGUCCCACGCAGGACUGCAAGGAUCCCACUUCUCUGGGUUCCUAACCAAAAAGAGGUAUUCGAACAAACCGACCUCACGGAAUCCGCACGCCAUUGUUAAUACAACUAUGGUAGAAAAAUCUGAGGUGGAGGGAGAACUGAAGAGCCUUUUGGAUCGGGCCACGCUUCUUAACGUCACGAACCCUUACACUUUCGUUUUCCCAAACGCUUCCGGAGAUGUGAGCCUAGUGUUUGUCAAAUUAAAGCAUGAAGAAGAUGCAAUGUCCUUCAGGAUACUGGCAGACGCGCUCAACAUAUGGAAUCAGGACACCCGAGAUCACCACUUCGGCUUAUGGCGCCUUCCGUUUUAUAAAGCAACCUUGCUCAUUAUGGGCUUGCCUUACUCUAAGUACAGUAAAUACUACAGGAAAAGUUACCAUAUCUUCACAGCCACCAAGGAAACCACAGAAAAGAUGACGGAUAACUUUAACGAAGAUCGCUAUUACUUCAAGUCCCAUCAACCCGGAGACGACGAGCUCAUUUUAGGUCUCCCAGCCAACAGUCUUCUUCUUCCAAAUCGGACAAAGGAGUCGAAUGUAGAAUCGGAUCCUCUUAGACACUACAAGAGGAAUAAUGGACUCUUCAGUGACACAAAUCACUGACGAGAAGAGGGAAAUCUUGAAUGUAUAUGAAUCAUCGAUAAGCGGGAGACAUCUUUAUAGAGAAUAUAAGUAUCGAGAGAUAAAUGAUUUCAUUACUUGUCAAAAAGCUCUUAAAUGUUUAUUCAAAUCUCAGAGAAUGUCAUUGGAAUAUGAAGAUAGAUUGUACUGGGAAAUAUAGGAUAUAGGAAGCGUUUUCAGCAAAUUUUCUUUAUGUUUAUGUGGUCAUUACAACAUUUGUUUUUAUUGUUGAAACUAGUGAGUGCCUCGUGGAAUAUCAAUGUCUUGGCACCCAUACUUCCUUUUGUUAUAAGUAUAUAAUGUGCAAAUGAGAUUAGUAUUACACGUAUAUGUAUGUAUGUAUGUAUACAGACGUAUAUGUAUGUAUGUAGGUAAGUAUACAUACAUACAAACAUAAUGUAUAGAAUAAAGUGCGAAUGAGAUUAUUAUUACACGUAUAUGUCUGUAUAUACUAUGCGUAUUAGUAUGUAUACAUGUGUAUGCGUUCGUGUCACAUAGUAAUAGGGAAUCAUAUUAAUUGUCGCUUUAUCAGUGUUUUGAAGAACUCAUUUACUCAUUGCUAAUAUUUAUGAUAAUCAAAAUUACAAAAUCAGUCAAUUUUUGUUAUAACAAAAUAUUAACUACUGCUUAAGUCACAGCCUCACAUUCAUUUAACGGCAGUGAUAAUUUUUGGCAGAGAGAAAAGUCACAAACAAAUAAGUUCCGUAGCCAGUGAGAUGAAGUAGAUUUUUUUUUUACGAGACAGAUUUUCCAUAAUUUUAUUUAUUCCUUUUUUUUUUGCGGAAGAACGCAUAUUUCAAAAUUAAUUAUCUUAUUGCUUUAGUAUUCAGCAUUGUUUCUGAAAAGGGAAAGUGAAAUUUUAGCCACUGUUGUUCUAGAAAUGUACGUUUGGUUCCUGUAUACUUUUUUAACAAGUAAUAUUGACAAGAUACCAUGUUGAAUAUGUCUCAUUGUACGGCAUGCGAAAUUCAUGCUCUGUAUAGAUUAAAAUGUCAUGUUUCAGUUUCUUAACCGUAUCGUCUGUAUGGCCGGACUAUAAUUGCCCAAAUUGCGAUUACCAAGCAAUGUCCGGUUUUUUGGGGGCCAGGCGUAACCAAUUAUGGUGAUAUCCUAUGGCCUCGGUUCGAAUCCUGGCAUGGAAGGAGGAGUUCUUCAUUUCAUUUAAUAUUUAGAGUAUCAGGUUUUUAAGUGAGACAUAUAUCAAAACAAUAGGGCGAAUCGAGAGAUUUUAGGUGGCUUUUUCAUUUACAACUAUGGGGGUCUAUUAAACUAAUGGACCGUUUUAGCAACAGUAGUCAAUGAAUAAGGAGUCAGAUAUAACACUGAUAUAAAAAUGUGAAAAUUAAGAAAUUCGGUAGUCAUGGUCGGACGUGUCGAAAAUUAUCUACAAUACAGGGGAAAUUCUCUGAUUAGUAGAUGAAAUUAAUUAAAAAAUAUAUAGUUUUUUAAUGAAAUUUCAAUAAACUUCAACUCACAUCUAUGAAGGCAAUUCAUGUUAGAUAUUUCUCAAGGGAAGGGAAGGUUGUUGACGAAUAUUCUUAGUCUAAUCGACCCUACUCUGCAUUUAACUUUUCUAUUUCCAUGACCUUUCUUCCGGGACAAUUACACUUGUAUUUAACUCAUCUUAUACUCAUGCCUACAUUAUUGUCCCUUUUCACACACACACCACUCGUACACACACACACACAAAUACUUCAGUUCGACAGAGAUUUGUAGGUGGGAGGCUGUAUCAACUUAGGCCUACCUUGAUGGCCGUGUGGUAUAAGGCGCGUCACUGCAGACUGGAGUUCUUGUUCUUCCGUGGUUCGAGCCCACGAGAGGAAAACCUUCUUAUCAACUAAAAAGUUCCCAUUCGCUUUACACAUAUGAAAAUAUAUUAUUUCGGAGGUCGAGCGAAGUAGAUAUUAAAGGACAUUUGUAGGUUAAUGCUUCUAUAUGAAUCACGGUGAUGUGAUAAAAUUAUAUAUAUAUAUAUAUAUAUAUAUAUAUAUAUAUAUAUAUA